AUGGAGAGACGAAAUGAUGACUGGGAGGGUUUUGCAAACCUGAGCCCAGAUUCGGAUAAGCAUAAGCGAAUCCAGCUUCUCUUCUCUUCAGGAAAUUUUGAACAUCUGAAGGCGCGUGCGAUAGAGUCACGAAAAAAAUAUCAACCGAACCUACCCCUAACUGUGAAGUGCGAUAUCAACUUGAAUUGCUUUACAUCUGGUUUCAAUAACGUGGUUCUGGAACUUGCGUUUUCCGACGAGGUUUACUGGAUUGCUCGCAUCCCGUAUCAAGAUUUCAAUGACAGCGACAGAAUCUCAAUGCUCAGUGAGAUUGCUACAAUGAAGAUUAUCCAGGAAAAGACUACCAUUCCAAUACCUCGUGUCUUCGAAUUCGAAGCAUCCGCGGACCAACCUUUUGGUUACCCGUACAUCAUGAUGGAGUACCUAAGUGGCCGGAUCCUCACCGAUGGGCUGGCAACCACUACACCCAUCCAAUAUCGUGUCAAAGUGGCCCAACAGCUUGCAAAUGUUUUCUCGGAGCUUCAGAAACUGAUGUUCAGUCGCAUCGGGCGCCUUUGGUGCGGAGAGAACGUUGAUCAGCCUGUUAAAAUCAUGGCAAUGGCCUGGCAUUCCUCGCCUGGCCCUCUAGAAACUUCAUUAGAAUAUUUCUACAAUCAGAGACAGAGCGAAAACCGGGAAAUUCUUUCCAUGCAUCCACAUGACCCAGAUUGGCUUACAGCUUGUUGGGUAUUGAAAACAGCUCUAACACAUAUCAUCAUCGAGGAUAGAGUCAGAGGUCCCUUUCCUCUCUGCCAUCUUGAUUUGCAUUUUGGCAACAUGCUUUUUGACAAUGAGUACAACCUGGUUGGGAUCAUCGACUGGAGUCAUGCGCAAGCAGGUCCUCUCGAGCAGCUGUCAGUCUGCCCGGAAUUGGUCAUCUUCCCGGGGCUAUCAGAUGAGGAAAACAAGCCAAUUGUUGAGUUCAAGAAGCUCGUCAUAGAGUCGAUAAGAGAAAUGGAAAGAAAUCAAGAAAAGAGUCCCCUUUUGGAUUGUCCAGAGGUGGACUUACUGUUGAGCUCCAAUCUUACACCCCUUUCUGCCUACAUGGCUUCUAGGAGUGCAGAGAUCAUCCAUCGUCAGUACAUGGCUUCACCACAGGGGAGUCUUUGGGCUGGUCAGAUGGUUGCAAAGCUUAUCUAUGGACAGAAUGUCACUUGGGAACAGCUGAGAGAAGUAUUCGGUGCAAUGCCCCCUUUCUAG
Trichoderma harzianum CBS 226.95 is the source of this 1239-nucleotide messenger RNA. RefSeq lists its product as hypothetical. Lineage: Eukaryota; Fungi; Ascomycota; Sordariomycetes; Hypocreales; Hypocreaceae. The transcript has a single exon. Bases 1 to 1239 code for a protein of 412 amino acids. The record is from RefSeq and is a predicted model, not a curated record. Gene Ontology annotation, cellular component: mitochondrion.